AUCGUACUCAGGCAAAAUAUGAUUUUACCUUGUACAUUCUAUGAAGAAUAUUAUAUUUUGAAUAUUUUAUUUAUUUUUGUAUAUCAUGUGCAUUCUUUGCGUUUCUUUACCUUGAAAAUCCUAUAAAUGCAUAAAAAUCCGCAGUCUAGACAUAUUGAUGUCAUGUUGAUGUUACUUCUACGGUAUUUGAUAUAACCUCAUGGGAUAAUUAAUCUGAGCUUGGAGUAUUUAGUGCGUCAGAAAACCGGGAACCCCGAAAUACUUCAUGUGACAUACUACAAUAAACUCGAACGAUACAUCCAACUUUUGGGGCAAGAUCCGCGUCAUAAAAGUAGCACUAGAAAUAUGAUUGUAACAAUAGUGGUGACUAGUAUCGCAAGCAUCACUAUCCCAACGGUAAGAACAACAUUUCGAUCAUUAUAUAGAAAAGUAGGAAGGAUAAAAUGAGGAAACUGAAUCGAGUGAAUGCUACGUAAUAAAGCUAAUAAUCAGGUAAUCUCAUUAAACAAUUGGAACUUGCAAUCGAUAGACAAUAGAGUUAUUUGCGUCGUUGCAUAAAAAGGAUAUGGAUGGAGUCAUCGAGUGUUUGCCACAUUUUGUUGCAUCUUCCAUCAGCGCUGUUAAAGUAUUAAAUAUGCAUUUCAACAAACGAAAUUUCAGUAAACUGUUUCAACUUGUGGCAAGACAAUGGCAGCAGCUGAAAUUCAACAAUGAAUUGCACAUUCUAGAGGAAGUCGUCAUGCAAGGCAACAGGAUGGCACACUUUUAUCGUAGCACUUUAGUAUCUUUUAUGGUAUUGUUCUUGCUAGUGCCACUAAUUUCUCCAAUUCUUGAUAUUGUCCAUCCAAUAAACGGAACUCGAACACGUCAACAACUGCUAAGAGUUAAUUACAUAUUUUUUAACGAUGACGACUAUUUCUUUUACAUUUAUUUACAAUUAUUUUGGAGCUCUAUCGUUGUAGUGUUCACCAUAAUAGGUGCUGAUUGGUUAUACAUGCUAAUAAUUCAUCACAGUAGUGGAUUAUUUGCGGUCUGUGGAUAUCAAAUUCAAAAGGCAACUGCGAAUCCAAACUACCUUACUCGUGAAAGUAUUUUUGAGAAUGCGACGUAUGAAAAGUUUCGAAAUUGUGUGAUAAUGCAUAAGGAAGCCAUACAGUUUUACAAUAUAUUGAACGAAAGCAGCCAAGGGAGUUAUUUAAUUCAGGUUGGAUUGAAUAUAUUGAGUAUUAGCACAGCAGCAGUUCAAACCGUGGUAAAGUUGAACAGACCAGAAGAAGCAAUACGAAGUGCUGUAUUUUGUGGCGCUUGUCAAUUUCAUUUGUUUCUACUCAGCUUACCAGGCCAGGUGCUCCUGGAUCAUUGUUCUGAUUUAGCAAACAAUAUUUACAGCUCCAAAUGGUACAAGGCACCCGUGCAGAUUCAAAAAGUACUAUACGUGAUGCAAAUAAGAUGCAGAAGGUUUUGUUCAUUGACGGCAGGUGGAUUGUAUGAAAUGAAUAUAGAAAACUUCGGAAUAGUAUGUAUAAAUUUAACAAUAUUAUAUGUAUGUACGUACAGUGGUGUAUAAAAAUUUCUGAUUUUUCAUUACUUAUCCCAAAAGCGAUAUUUUAAGAAACCUUACUGAGUAUAUGCCAUAUAUUAGGUUUAUACUAUAACCACAAAGCAAUUAUCAUUUAUUCUACUGUUUCCAAUUAUCUAUUAUGUCCCCAUAUUCAAAAUUAGAUAAAAUUUCUGGCUGAAAACUUUUCCAAAUCAAUAUAUUUUCAUAUAGUAUAUUAACUACUAUUUACGUAUAUUUUAAUCUUCAGACCUUCAAAACGUGCAUAUCCUAUAUUACAAUGUUGAUGUCCCUGAAUGGUUGAAUAUGCAUUACCUGUCGAAUGUAAUCUCAUCCACUGUAUGUUAUACACAAUUUUAUCAAGCAUACAACUAGUAUAAUAAAUAGCUGAGAUGUAAUACUAGACAUAUUUGAUGACAUUUUCGAAUAAAGAUAUAAAAAUCACCCCUCUUAUACAGUGUUAAUAUUUUAGCACAUAAAUCAUACCUGAAUAACACACAUAACACAUAUUUACUAUCAUUUCAAUGAAUUCAAUUUACAUUACUUCAAAAACAAUUUCGCAAUUUUAGAAGAAUGAAAUUGAUGCCGGCAAUGGUAAGUCUAACGAUAACAUAGAUCCAUUGAUUCCAAUAUUCGUGUGUGACAAACAGUGACAACCUUCUCAGUUAAGAAUCCUCAAUUAGAAGUCCGAAGAAGUAACGCUAAAAUGUCAGAGACUAGGAUACACUGGGCAUAAAAAGAACAUCGACUUUCAAGAUCAAUGUCACAAUUUCAAAAACUCUGCUAGUAUUUACCAUUAAAAUUUAACUGGCAUGUCGUACGAGACGGUAUCAAUAUUUCAGGAUAACUAUACAUAAUAAUAAGCCUUUCAUGUUCCACAGAAUAUUUUGAUGGGAGCCAGAAGAACAUCAGAAAAUCAUAGUACUCUUAACCAUGAUGAUGUAAUAAAUUAAAAAUGAUAUCAACUUGCACAGCUGUUCGACAAGAAACUGAAUCAGUAUAAUAUAUAAUGACCAAAAUUAUACAUUUUCAGUAACAUCUAACACCUGGUACAACUACUAUGAACUAUAUUGAUUUCCACGAUCCUUAGAUGGAAACUUGUACUCCAUACGACACUUGUUAAAUACGCGAUUUCUCCUAAACCACUCGCACCAGUUAAAAACGCCAGCGUUAGAAAUCUCGAGCUAUAGCCAGUAACGAAAAGACAUUUACACUAAAACUAUAAAUAAUAUUUAGUUCUUCUUAAACUAAUGAUAACACUGCGGGUGUUUAUGCAAACCUAUAUCUCUAUGAAUAUAAUUGGAAAAGUCGAACCCAGGCAGAAAAUGUGUUUAGCUGUUACAUAUUAUAGACAAUAUUAUAUAUUGAUUAUUUUAUACAUUUUUUCAUAUAAUAUACAUUUUUUUGCAUCUCUUUCCCUUAAAAUUUUCCAUAAAUGCAUAAAAACUCGCAGUGGUUAGUGAAAUUAAUGUUAUGUUAUCGUUAUUUCUAUCGUCUUUAAUAUAACGCG
Bombus terrestris (buff-tailed bumblebee) is the source of this 3068-nucleotide messenger RNA. RefSeq lists its product as uncharacterized. Gene Ontology annotation, molecular function: odorant binding; olfactory receptor activity. Lineage: Eukaryota; Metazoa; Arthropoda; Insecta; Hymenoptera; Apidae. The record is from RefSeq and is a predicted model, not a curated record. Gene Ontology annotation, cellular component: plasma membrane. The transcript is spliced from 7 exons. Gene Ontology annotation, biological process: detection of chemical stimulus involved in sensory perception of smell; sensory perception of smell. Bases 566 to 1567 code for a protein of 333 amino acids.